GAAAUAUCUUCCAUGUAUCACGAACCGAAAAUGAUAAACAGCUCUACAUUCCAGGAUCAGAAGCGUCCGGUGUACGAGGACAUCAAAAUUGAUACCGCGUUCCGGAAGAUAAGUCCACGCUCGAUCGGGUUUCACAUCUGGCGCAUCCAGAACGAUCAUGUAGAAACUCUGCCGAAGGAUCAGUAUGGGACGUUCUUCGACGAGUGUACGUACAUCAUCUAUGCCGCUUCACUAACAGGAACUGCGUGCGAUAAGAGCACAAUCAGUCGUGAAAUCAAAACACCUGGCGCAGCAAUCGAACGCAACAUUCACUUCUGGCUCGGUACCAACAUUACCUCGGAACGAUCCAAAUCUGCGGCGUACAAGAUCAUAGAGCUUGAUCUGCAUCUCGAUCACAAAACUACUCAGUUUCGCGAAUCACAAGGCCACGAGGGGAUACGCUUUCUGUCGUACUUCAAGGACGAUGGCAUCCUUGUACAUUCCGGAACCGAUGCAUCCUCAACACCAACCGAACCACGCCUGUAUCAAAUCUCCGGCACAGCACCACAGCGCUGCAUCCAGCAGAAAACGAUCAGCUGGCAAUGUUUCAACAGUGGUCAGAUUAUGAUCCUCCAGACCGCAGCCAUUGUGUUCGUGUGGAUCGGUCGCUCCACUGGCUCGGUGGAACGGAUCUUUGGCAUCAGGAUGGGAGAACGAUUGCAAAAGUUGCACACGAUUGCCGAGCUUGCCAUCGUUGACGAUGGUUACGAACAGUCGAUGAGUAUCGGCCGAAAGGAUGUUUGGAAUGGAUAUCUAAAUCUGGCCAAACGUUUCGUAAAGCCGAUACCGCUUACACCGACCGUUGCCGAUGCGCUGCUAAAGCUUUACCAGUGUGACACCGUCAAUGGAGUGUUUCGUGUGGAGUUAGUUAAAACGGGCACACUGGAGCAAAGCGAUCUGUACGGUAGGGAUAGUAUCUACAUCGUAGAUUACUUCCCCAGCGCGAUCUGGAUCUGGAUCGGACGUAGUUCGCACAAGCAAAACCGUGCUGAAGCGAUGCGUCACGUACGUGGCUAUGUGAUCAAGAAGGGUUACCCAUCCAGCACACCGGUAGCGCGCGUGAUCGAUGGGCUGGAACCGGCCGAGUUCAUUAGUCUGUUUCCUACCUGGCUCAGUGCGGAUAUUAACGGAAACACGGUGAAAGGUUUGUCGGAAAAGUUUGAUGCACUUACGCUAAUACAGCGUCCCCGGAUGGCGGCAAAGAUACAGCUGAUGGAUGAUGGGUCCGGUGAUAUGACCGUGUACCAGAUUGGAAUUGAUGAGGUAAAAGAGAUUCCGAACAAGUACGCCAAAACGUUCUACUCGGGAAAUUGUUACGCCGUCCAUUAUGAGGUCGCAUGCAGUACGGAGAAUGCAAACGGUUCACUGCCAAAUUCGAUCCGUAAUGUGGUUUAUUUAUGGUGUGGAUUGAACGCUCCUCCACAGCAUCGUACCAUCGGGGAAGGCUUUCUGAAUGAUUUGUGCGAUCAUUUGAAAAAGAACGUUGUGCAGAUCCGCAUAACGGAGGGUAUGGAACCGCCUCACUUUUUGCAGAUUUUUAAAGGUGCUCUGAUUGUGCUAAAUGCCCAAGAUUCAAGUCUCGAGCAGGGUGGAGGCGUUGUGAAUAUCCGCAAGUACCCGACAAGCUUCGUGCUGAAGGUGGUAGGCAAUACGACGUACACGUGCAAAGCGGUACAGGUUUCCAGCAAGACACUGUACUAUCCGGAAGAUUGCUACAUCCUUAAAGCGCCCGAUAAUGAAGUUUGGAUCUGGUGCGGUCAGUACUCGACGGGAGAUUCGCGUGAAAUGGCUAAAUCGAUCGCUUCCCAGCUUGGCGAGUACAAUCUCGUAAUGGAGGGUAACGAAACGGACGAGUUCUUCAACUCGGUCGGUGAGAAGUUCCUGAAGCAGCUGAAGAAAACGACCGCGGCCGGUAACAUUAUAAUGCCGGUGGUACAGAUGAAUGUGGCCCAAACGUGGGAUCAUUCGGUCAUUGGGCUGUAUCGCUGUCAGCUGCACGUGGAAGGAAAACCAACGUUGAGACAAAUCUUUGGCUUUACACAGCAAGAUCUAAGGCCAGACAGUAUCUUUCUGCUCGAUGCCGGUAACAUCGUCUACGUGUGGGUUGGAGAUCAAACGCUACCCGAAGAGCGUAUCCAGUGUUGGGAUCUGGCUAAGCAACUUAUUGCCUCGCAUCCGGUACAGCGAGAUACGGCCAUGCCGAUUGCAACGGUUCGCCAGGGUGAGGAACCGAUUACGUUCGUUGGAUUCUUUGAUAGCUGGGACAAGAAGUAUUACGAGACAUGUGUCCUGUAUGAAAAUCUUCGUACCGCGAUCGAAUAUCCCAAUGGUGUCGGUAUUCCCGGUGCACCCAUACCCGUACCCCGUUCAUCCGUCCGAAGCGACGAUGGAAGUAGUGAUGAUUUCGAUCGAUACCAAAAGUACCCGCUCGAUAUGCUGCGAGGUGAUCCGGCAAACUUACCAGCCAGUAUCAAUCCGACGCGCAAAGAGAUUCAUCUGACGCACGACGACUUUGUGACGGUGUUCAGCAUGACGUACCACGAGUUUGAGGAGCUGCCCAAGUGGAAGCAGGUCGAGCUGAAGAAGCAGAAGAAAUUGUUUUAA
Anopheles maculipalpis is the source of this 2643-nucleotide messenger RNA. RefSeq names its product villin-like protein quail (gene qua). The record is from RefSeq and is a predicted model, not a curated record. Gene Ontology annotation, cellular component: actin cytoskeleton; cytoplasm. The transcript is spliced from 5 exons. Bases 13 to 2643 code for a protein of 876 amino acids. Gene Ontology annotation, molecular function: phosphatidylinositol-4,5-bisphosphate binding; actin filament binding. Lineage: Eukaryota; Metazoa; Arthropoda; Insecta; Diptera; Culicidae. Gene Ontology annotation, biological process: actin polymerization or depolymerization; barbed-end actin filament capping; actin filament severing.